AAGCCAAACGAAUGCAGAGAGACAGCAAGCGAGAAAACAAUUUCUUCGUGAGAAACAGAAGGAAAUUGCGAGAAAAUAAGGGAAAAUAGUUGCAGGGAGGGGUCUCGGCUUUUACUUAUGGUCCCUAAGGGUUUUCAGGUUCGGCAUUGUCAGCUCUCUGCAACAAUAGCUUCCCCCGUGUGACCUCCCCUCUGCCCCUUCAUUUCUUCGCAAACAGAAGAAAAAAAGCCUUAAAUUGCCGACACUUUGAGAGAGCGAAAUCAUUAACAAAGUUGUUACACUUAUUAACACAUAGAGAUACAGAGUCAAGGCUUGAGGAGCGAAAAUCUGAUUUGGAGGGAAGAGAUUUGAUGUUUAUAGCAACCGCAUUUCUGUUGGAAUCGAAGAAUUCCUUGAUGGUGCAUUGGUAUUGGAGUGGUGAGGGAAUCUAGGUUCAUUGGCUUGACCUUGGAUCUAAAUCUGAUAAAUUUCUGUGGUCGACAUGGUUGCUUCUCGAAGUUUACUGGUUGGAUCUUCCGUUUGGGUGGAUGAUCCUGAGGUAUCUUGGGUUGAUGGAGAAGUGUUGAAAAUUAAGGGUGAUGAGGUUACAAUAAAAUGUACAUCAGGAAAGAAAGUUGUUGCUAAAGCAUCUGAUGUUCAUCCAAAAGAUCCUGAAUUUCCCCCGUGUGGCGUGGAUGAUAUGACAAAGUUGGCAUAUUUGCAUGAGCCGGGGGUUCUGUACAAUCUUAAAUGUAGAUAUGACGAAAAUGAAAUAUAUACUUACACGGGAAAUAUAUUGAUUGCGGUGAACCCUUUUAAAAGAAUUCCACAUUUAUAUGCCAGUGACAUGAUGCAACGGUAUAAAGCGGCAGCAUUUGGUGAGCUGAGUCCACAUCCAUAUGCUGUUGCAGAUUCAGCUUACAGACAGAUGAUCAAUGAGGGAAUAAGCCAGGCAAUAUUGGUUAGCGGGGAGAGUGGUGCUGGUAAAACAGAGAGUACCAAGAGUCUUAUGUGUUAUUUGGCCUAUAUGGGAGGGAGAGCGGCAGCUGAGGGAAGGUCUGUUGAGCAGAAAGUUUUAGAGUCCAAUCCUGUUUUGGAAGCAUUUGGUAAUGCAAAGACUGUCAGGAAUAAUAAUUCAAGUCGCUUUGGCAAGUUCGUGGAGCUCCAGUUUGAUCAGAGAGGGAUGAUUUCAGGGGCUGCCAUUAGGACUUAUUUACUGGAAAGAUCCCGUGUUUGUCAAGUGUCUGAUCCCGAAAGAAACUACCAUUGCUUUUACAUGCUGUGUGCUGCUCCUACGGAGGAUGUCAAGAAGUACAAAUUAGGAAACCCUAGAAAAUUCCAUUAUCUCAAUCAAUCAAACUUCUUUGAGCUGGAUGGAAUGGAUGAGUCCAGUGAGUAUCUCGCUACUAGGAGGGCUAUGGAUGUUGUUGGGAUAAAUGCUGAUGAGCAGGAAGCAAUAUUUCGAGUUGUGGCUGCAAUACUGCAUCUGGGUAAUGUUGAGUUUGGAAAGGGAGCUGAAGCAGAUUCUUCUGUACCGAAGGAUGAUAAGUCGCGGCUCCAUCUCAGGACUACGUCUGAACUUUUCAUGUGCGAUGAAAAGUCUCUUGAGGACUCCUUAUGCAAACGUGUGAUUGUGACCCGUGAUGAGAGCAUUACAAAAUCACUUGAUCCAGCUGCAGCAACUGUCAAUAGAGAUGCUUUGGCUAAAACUGUCUACUCACGGUUAUUUGAUUGGCUUGUGAACAAGAUUAACCACUCUAUUGGUCAAGACCCCAAUUGUAAAUCUUUGAUUGGAGUUCUGGAUAUAUAUGGUUUCGAAAGUUUCAAGACAAACAGUUUUGAGCAAUUUUGUAUUAAUUUGACCAACGAAAAACUGCAGCAACAUUUCAACCAGCAUGUUUUCAAGAUGGAGCAAGAAGAAUACACAAAAGAAAAAAUUGACUGGAGUUACAUAGAUUUCAUUGAUAAUCAGGAUGUCCUUGAUCUCAUUGAAAAGAAACCUGGAGGCAUCAUUGCUCUUCUUGAUGAAGCUUGUAUGUUUCCUAGAUCAACAAACGAGACAUUUGCACAGAAGCUUUAUCAGACUUUUAAAGAUCACAAGCGCUUUAGCAAGCCUAAGUUGGCGCGUAGUGACUUCACUAUUUGUCAUUAUGCUGGUGAUGUAACAUACCAAACUGAACAGUUUCUAGAUAAAAACAAAGAUUAUGUUGUUGCGGAGCACCAGGCUCUCCUUAGCGCGUCCAAAUGCACCUUUGUUUCAGGACUUUUCCCCCCAUUACCUGAGGAUUCUGCGAAAUCAUCAAAGUUUUCAUCAAUAGGAACUCGGUUUAAGCAACAACUACAAUCUUUGCUUGAAACACUGAGUGCCACUGAGCCACACUACAUUCGUUGUGUAAAGCCAAAUAAUGUACUAAAGCCAGCCAUCUUUGAGAACAGUAAUGUUCUACAGCAACUACGUUGUGGGGGAGUCAUGGAGGCUAUUAGGAUUAGUUGUGCAGGAUUUCCCACUAGGAAAACUUUUGAUGAAUUUGUUGCUCGUUUUAGCAUUCUGGGACCAGAUGUUCUCAAGGGGAGUAAUGGGCCUACUGCAUGCAAGAAGCUUUUGGAGAAGGCGAACCUUCAAGGUUAUCAGAUUGGCAAAUCAAAAGUGUUCCUUAGAGCUGGUCAAAUGGCAGAACUAGAUGCUCGUCGAAGUGAGGUGUUAGGAAGAGCAGCAAGGCUCAUUCAAAGGAAAGUUCGUUCAUACUUUUGCCGCAAACGCUUCAUCCUAUUGCGGCAGUCUGCCAUUGAUAUCCAGAAAGUGUGCAGAGGCCAACUAGCACGCCAUGAGUACGAGUGCCUAAGAAGAGAAGCUGCAUGUCUGAUAAUUCAGAAAUAUGGUCGGAGGUAUCUUGCACGGAAAGCUUACAACAGGUUGUGCUGUUCAGCUGUUCCUAUUCAGGCAGCUAUGCGUAGAAUGGCUGCUUGUAGUGAGCUUCUGUUCAGGAGGCAGACAAGAGCUGCAACUGUUAUCCAGACUCAGUGCCGAAAAUACUUGGCCUCCCUUCACUAUUUGAGGUUAAAGAAAGCAGCAAUCACCAUGCAAUGUGCCUGUAGAGGAGAAGUUGGGCGUAGAGAACUUCAGAAACUUAAAAUGGCUGCUAAAGAGACAGGUGCCCUGCAAGAGGCCAAGACUCAACUGGAAAAGCAAGUUAAAGAACUUACUUGGUGUCUAGAGCAGGAGAAAAGAAUGAGGGCCGACCUUGAGGAAGCCAAAACACAGGAAAGUGCCAAAUUACAUUCUGCUUUGCAAGAGAUGCAACUUGAAUUCCAAGAAACCAAAGCACUGCUUAUCAAGGAAUGUGAGGCUGCAAAGAAAGAGAGUGGAAAAGUUCCUAUCACAAAGGAGGUCUCAGUUGUUGACCAUGAACUAGUGAAUAAACUUACUGCUGAAAAUGAGAUGCUCAAGGCUAUGGUAAGUUCACCGGAAAAGAAAGAGAGUGGACAAGUUCCUAUCACAAAGGAGGUCUCGGUUGUUGACCAUGAACUAGUGAAUAAACUUACUGCUGAAAAUGAGAUGCUCAAGGCUAUGGUAAGUUCACUGGAAAAGAAAAUUGAUGAAGCAGAGAGGAAAUAUGAAGAAACAAAUAGGCUCAGUGAAGAACGGUUAAAGCAGGCUUUAGAUGCAGAAACAAAGAUAAUUGAGUUGAAAACUGCCAUGCAGAGGCUUGAAGAACAACUUGCUGAUAUGGAAGAUGCAGAAGUUCUGCGGCGCCAAGCAUUGUCUAGUUCAUCUGUCCAAACAUUGGCAGAACAUUUAGCUGUUACAUCUGAGCCUCUAGAGAAUGGCCAUCAUGAACAACAGAGUUCACCACUAAAACAGUAUGGAACAGAUGCAGACAAAAGUUUUAGAAGAUCUCAGAUUGAACGGUUGCAUGAGAAAGUGGAUUCUUUAAUUAAAUGUGUGGGGCAAAAUCUUGGUUUUAGUCAAGGAACGCCUGUUGCUGCAAUUACUAUUUAUAGAUGCCUUGUCCACUGGAAAUCAUUUGAAGCAGAAAAAACUAGUGUAUUUGAUCGCCUUAUUCCACUGAUUGGUUCCGCAAUGGAGAAUCAGGACAGCAAUGAUCAUAUGGCCUAUUGGCUAUCUAAUACAUCUACACUGCUAUGCUUACUUCAACGGACUUUAAAAGGAAGUCAAAAGCCUCCGGCUCCAACAUCUUUUUUUGGCAGGAUGACUCAAAGUUUCCGUUCAUCCCCUUCUUCCUCCAACCUUAAGGUGGGUAAAGAUACAGUACAGCUGGUUGAAGCUAAAUAUCCAGCUUUGCUGUUUAAGCAACAGCUUACAGCAUAUGUGGAAACAAUGUAUGGAAUCAUUCGAGACAAUUUAAAGAAAGACUUAUCACCGCACCUUUCUUCCUGUGUCCAGGUCCCCAGUGUAUCAGAUAAAAAUGAUUCAGAGUCAGCUCCAGCUGAUUACUGGAAAAAGAUUGUUGAGACCCUGGAUGGGAUGCUAAAUAUAUUCCAGGAAAAUUUUGUUUCUCCAAUCCUUGUCCAGAAGAUCUUUACUCAAAUUUUCUCGCACAUCAACGUUCAGCUGUUUAAUAGUCUUCUUCUUCAUCGAGAGUGCUGUACAUUCAACAAUGGAGAAUAUGUGAAGGCUGGGUUGGACGAAUUAGAACUGUGGUGUGGCCAGGGAAAAGAUGAGUACGUAGGCUCAGCUUGGGAUGAACUUAGACAUACAAGGCAAACUGUUGGAUUCUUGGUUAUACAUCAGAAGUCAAGGAUAUCCUACGAUGAUAUUACAAAUGACCUUUGCCCUGUGCUGAAUAUUCAACAGCUUUACCGAGUAUGCACGCUAUACUGGGAUGACAACUACAAUACUCAAAGCGUUUCCCCGGAUGUCAUUUCCAGCAUGAAAGCUCUGACAGAUGAGUCCAACAACGACGAUAGCAAUUCCUUUUUGUUGAAAGAGGAUCCCAGUAUUCCUUUCUCAAUUGAAGAAGUAUCUAGAUCUCUCCAUGGGAAGGAUUUUUCAGAUGUAAAAGCUCCUUCAGAACUUCUUGAGAAUCCAGACUUCGAAUUUUUACAGGAUUAAGGCUGUGGUUCUUUCUUGUUCUUUUUCCACUUCAUCAUUUCAUCAACAGUGUUCGAAAUUCCAGUCAAUGCCUUGCAGUAAAUGAACCUCCAUUUUUUGUUCUUUUUAUGCACCAUUUUAACAUUCUUUGCCCCUAAUGUAAUAUUAUUGUGAUAAAUUACAGUUGUAAAAAUCUCAUUAGAAUGGUUCUCAUAGUUGAUGGGGCUUUACAGUUUUUUUUUUUGUCGACCAAAUCUUUGCUUAAAAGUCCCUUGGAACUGCAUUCUUUGUAGGAUGGUGGGAAGGGAAAUUUUUGGUGAUGUAGUAUGAUGGGAAGGUGAUGUUAGGGAAUUCUGGCUCCCAAAUUUCAUCAUGUAAGAAGUGUCAUGAAACGGGCCUUUAUAUUUAUAGUAAAAUUCUUUUGGUCA
Molecule: messenger RNA, 5460 nt
Organism: Manihot esculenta (cassava)
Lineage: Eukaryota; Viridiplantae; Streptophyta; Magnoliopsida; Malpighiales; Euphorbiaceae
Product: myosin-6
Exons: 40
Coding region: 482-5053 (1523 amino acids)
Biological process (GO): actin filament organization; vesicle transport along actin filament
Cellular component (GO): myosin complex; vesicle; actin cytoskeleton
Molecular function (GO): ATP binding; microfilament motor activity; actin filament binding
Source: RefSeq, a predicted model, not a curated record